ACUGCGUAUUCUUUUCCAUACAAUUCUAUUUUCUUACUCAAUGGAAGGAGGCACGCGUGUACAAGAAGGCAGAGAGAAACAGAACUACAAAGCAAGGAGUUUUGAAGAAAAAUCUAUCUUAAAUGUUCUUUCCAUCUCAUGCAGUGUUUUUUCCGCAACCCCAUUAUAUAAAUAACUCAAAAGAGUUCCCUUUACUAAUAUACUUCAUGAAUCAACAAGAACAACCACAAGAACAUGAUGGGAAGAAAAUGCAGCAGACGGUCUCUUAUGGAGUUCCCAAUCCUCCUCAUACACACCCUGUUCCUCCUUUUGUUCCCACUGCCUCUAUUCUCCGAACACGACAAUUUCGUUCGUCAGCCAGCUGGUCAACUCAUCAUCACACCACACCAACGCUCCCAUUCUGAUCCGCAACAGGUGCACAUUUCAUUGGUGGGGAAAGAGAAGAUGAGGGUGUCGUGGAUAACGGAAGCGAAGCAUGCAGAAUCCGUGGUGGAGUACGGAACAGAGUCAGGGGAAUAUAGCGCAAAAUCAACGGGGGAGCAUACCUCGUACCGAUAUUUUUUGUACAAUUCCGGCAAGAUUCACAACGUUGUUAUUGGUCCUUUGAAACCAGGCACCACUUACUUCUACAGGUGUGGAGGGUCGGGCCCAGAGUUUUGUCUCAAGACACCUCCACACAACUUCCCUCUUGAAUUUGUCGUCGUUGGGGACUUAGGACAAACAGAAUGGAGUGCAUCAACCUUGAAACAUGUCGAAAGCAGGGAGUACGACGUUGCGUUGUUACCAGGAGAUCUAUCCUACGCAGACUCCCAACAACCCUUGUGGGACUCCUUUGGUCGUUUGGUGGAACCCUAUGCCAGUAAAAGGCCAUGGAUGGUUACCGAAGGCAACCACGAGAUCGAGAUUUUCCCCAUUAUUUACCCACAACCCUUCCAGGCCUACAAUGCUCGUUGGCCUAUGCCCUUCCAACAAAGUGCUUCCACCUCAAACCUCUAUUACUCCUUCCAGCUUGUUGCCACCCAUGUCAUCAUGCUAGGUUCCUACACUGACUUUCACGCCCAAUCACAACAAUACAACUGGCUCCGAUCUGAUAUCGCCAACAUUGACAGGGCCAAGACACCUUGGCUCAUUGUGUUGUUGCAUGCACCUUGGUAUAACACUAAUGAGGCACACCAAGGUGAAGGUGAAUCCAUGAGACAAGCCAUGGAAAAAUUGCUUUAUAAUGCCCGUGUUGACUUGGUUUUUGCUGGCCAUGUUCAUGCCUAUGAACGCUUCACUCGAAUUUACGAUAACAAGGUUGACUCAUGUGGACCCAUGUACGUGACCAUUGGAGACGGAGGAAAUCGAGAGGGGCUUGCGUUAAUGUUUAAGAACCCUCCAAGCCCGCUCUCGUUGUAUCGAGAACCAAGCUUCGGACAUGGAAGGUUGAGAAUAGUAAAUGAAACACACGCACACUGGUCGUGGCACCGAAACAACGACACUGAUGCUGUCAUAGCUGAUGGCGUUUGGAUAGAGAGUUUAAGCAGCUCCCAAGCAUGUUCGAUACAACAAGAUGCUCCCAACGAAGAGCUAUAAAAUUUACUGGGAGAGCUCAUUUUUCCUAUUGCACGUUAUAAUAUUGUGUUUGAGCUCAAUGCACGAUUCAAAUUUAUGCCACAUGAACCCUCUAUUUUGAUAACCUGGUAUGAAAAAUUUAGAAAAUUAUUCAUCGGGGAUUCCAAUGUGAGUUUUUAAAAUUAUAUUGGAGUGGAGUCGUCUAUUUUGAACAAUUUUGGUCUCGCAAGAAAAAGUCUAUAGUGCAACGGCAGAAAAUGAAAUACAAUGCAGAAGAUAAUUUGGCGCAGAAAAAAUAUUAAACUACAGUGCUACUAGUUUUUUACAUUUCAAUUUCAAAUGGGACCUCAAAUUCCGAACGUGGGUGGACCUAGCAAUUUCCAUUUUUAAUGAACACAAAAGCAAAGCCACCAAACAUGACUUAUUCAACCCUUCCAAUGUCGUCAUAAUAAUAGAUAUAUUUUUUACACACGCUCAUCCCCUAUCAUCAGUCCACCACGGACGGUCCUGAUCAACUCAAUCAAAUCACAUCAUCCAAUCAACGGCGCAGAUUAAAUCCUCCGUAGCUUCUCCCCUUUGAUCACCGGAUUCGCCCGAGCUAUCUCCUCUCUCCCAACCGCCUUGAAAUCGAAGCCACAGGCGUGUUUCUCGGGGUACCUGUGGGUCCCACAGAACGUGAUGCCACACCGGCACUUGAACCCGGUCAACCCCACGCGCUUCCGACACGCGCCACACCGAUUCGCCUGAAGCGGUGCGCACGCGUCCGGCGCGGUCACGACCGCCGGUUGAGGGAGGGAUUCAACCGGCGCAGGCGAGGAAACCACAGCGGUGACGGAGGCGACGGUUGCUGUUGCUGCGGCGGAGGAUGAAGACAGAGCAGUUUCGAUGGUGGAUUUGGUUUUGGCUUGUUCUUCUUCCUUGAGUCGGAUGUCUCUGUAGCAUUUAGAACAGAGAUUCAUGGUGGCGGGGCUGCCGAAGAAGCCGCAGUUGUUGGCGCAGAGUCUGUGACCCUCGGGAGCUUGGCAUCGGUGUUCUUCGGCCAUGUCUGGAUCUGUGAGAAAAAAAUCUACAAGGAUGCACAAUACUUGAAUGAUGGGAUUGAUGAUUGGGCGAAAAUCGGAGGAAUAAUUGAAAAAGUGAUGAAUCUGGCGUUUGGAAUUAUUACGUAUAAAUAGAGAAAUCACAGAUUAGAAAUUGAAGAAAGGAGUGCCGAAAAUAGGGGAUUUUAGUUUUGUACAACGAAAGUUACAAGAAAACGAUUCUUUUAAUUUAAAUUGUUGAAAAGAAGAUAGAAAAAUAAGGGUUGUUGAUAU
This is a messenger RNA of Vigna angularis (adzuki bean), 2867 nucleotides long. RefSeq names its product purple acid phosphatase 22. Lineage: Eukaryota; Viridiplantae; Streptophyta; Magnoliopsida; Fabales; Fabaceae. Gene Ontology annotation, molecular function: acid phosphatase activity; protein binding; metal ion binding. The coding region runs from base 235 to 1575 and encodes 446 amino acids. The record is from RefSeq and is a predicted model, not a curated record. The transcript is spliced from 5 exons.